Molecule: messenger RNA, 560 nt
Organism: Racocetra fulgida
Lineage: Eukaryota; Fungi; Glomeromycota; Glomeromycetes; Diversisporales; Gigasporaceae
Source: the annotation of a GenBank genome assembly
GAAAAACUUAUAAAACUUGUGCUAAUUGUCUUAUUAAUAAAGCCGAAAAACGAAAAAAAUUAGAUACUAAUAAUACUCAACCUAUUAUGGAGACAAUUUCAACACAAUUCCUUUGUAAUUAUAUAGAAAACUUAAUCUCCAAUGUUGAAAAUAAUAAUGGGAUUUCGUUUGAAAUUCGUAUCGAUCUUAAUGAUGAUAUUUUUUCAGAAGUUGAGCCUAAUGACCUUAAAUCAAUUGUAAGAAUAAUAGUAGAUGAAGUUGAAGAGGGCGAUGAUUAUCGUGAAUAUAAGCAAUCAAAUCGAAAAAGAAUUGCUCGAUUUGAUUGUCAUGGUAAAUUAACCCUUCAUGUCGAUGCACCUGCGAUGGAAGCUAUAUUAAAACUUCGCCAUGAUAUUAUUCAUGAAAAACCUGAAGAUGUCUCAACACCAGAAGAAAUUAAACAAGAGAUCCGUACCAACCUUCAUUUAGAUCCAAUACAAAUUCAAGCCGCUGCUGAGUUUAGUUUCAUUAACCCAAAGUUUAAACCAGAAUUGAAUCGUUCUGACCCUGAUUAUUACCAA